CCUCGUAUCACAAUUUACCUAUCUGUUGUUGACGCUCAGUCUCCCUCUCUCUUUCUUCAUCGGCCGGCGAAAAAUCGCAGGUUCUGGAAGUGAAACGAGACAACACUCUUCACUACUGCCUUUUGUAGACUACAGAAAUAGAACUAUGAGGCUGCUUACUCACAACAUGCUGUCUUCGAAUAUCAAAGGUGUGACGAACGGCUUCCCUCUGCGUAUUGAAGCAGAGAAGGUGGUGGAGAAGCAGGUGGAUUUGAAUAUUGAUUUCCUGAAGAACAUGUUUGCUAAGAUUGAGUGGAGGGCCCUAGUCUCUGCUGCUCGUACAAUGGGUUAUUCUGAGCUGCCUGAGGAGGUUGAGCCUUCUAAGCUCGAUUCUGAGGAGUUCCUGCAAAAGUUCCAUCAUGCUCUUUUGGAGCUUCAUCUUGAGGAGGGCGCUCUUGUUUGCCCCGAGACCGGUCGCCGGUUUCCAGUUUCCAAGGGAAUACCUAAUAUGCUACUUCAUGAAGAUGAGGUUUGAAAUGAGAACUGGAAACAUCACUUGUUUUGUAUUCGAUGAAAAUUAGGCAGUGCCCUAUAGCUUUUGGCAAUUUAGAAACUGGAGUGGUGUAUUCUUUGGUUUGAUCUAUUUUCCUUUUGGCUGACACUUUGGCCAUGGUUUGUCA
Molecule: messenger RNA, 659 nt
Organism: Argentina anserina (silverweed cinquefoil)
Lineage: Eukaryota; Viridiplantae; Streptophyta; Magnoliopsida; Rosales; Rosaceae
Product: multifunctional methyltransferase subunit TRM112 homolog A
Exons: 2
Coding region: 146-514 (122 amino acids)
Biological process (GO): tRNA methylation; peptidyl-glutamine methylation; rRNA (guanine-N7)-methylation
Molecular function (GO): protein heterodimerization activity
Source: RefSeq, a predicted model, not a curated record